Messenger RNA from Manduca sexta (tobacco hornworm), 1291 nucleotides. RefSeq lists its product as uncharacterized. NCBI's taxonomy places the organism in Eukaryota, Metazoa, Arthropoda, Insecta, Lepidoptera, Sphingidae. Bases 170 to 1240 code for a protein of 356 amino acids. The record is from RefSeq and is a predicted model, not a curated record. The transcript has 2 exons.
UUAAACCUGCUUUGCUGAAUACAGAAUCAUUUUAAAAUAUUUUGAAGCAAAGAGCAUUUAUAACACUUCUGAUUUUUAAGUUUUGAAAUAUUCAUUAUUCUGAAAGAACAUUUCCAUUACAUAAAGUUAAUAAAUACCAAGAAUAUACGGGAUUGCAAUCCUUGUUAAUAUGGGGAAUAGUAUGUUACGUUUACGUGUAUUGUUUGUCAAUUGCAUUCUCAUAAUUAUUAUGACGUUAUAUUGUGAUGGCGACGUCACAGAAGAAAAGUAUACAACAAACGAGGAUAUAUCUCCACUAGAAUUUGGCACAGAAACUAAUAUAGGCAUCUUGAAGAAUAUUGAAAGCUUUGAAAAUCUGGCAAAAUUUGCUAUGAAAUCUCGGCGUGGAGAAUUUGUUCCUAUAGAAGAUACUGCAAUAUACGACGCGAUGGUUCGGAUCCUCCAAGACUUAAUCGAUUCGAUCAAAGACGUUAAGAAUGCAUAUACGUUUCUCAAUGCAGAAGGCUUACAUCGCAUAGUUGCAGACAAUUUUUUGUUACCGCACGAUAAUGUCAGAAAGAAUUUACUUCUUUUAACGAAAAGACUUUUCGAAGUCACUCCUACAACAGUUUCAUUUAUUCCUGAAAAUGUUGUUGAUGGCUUAUUAGAUAUAUUCGAGAAUGAAAAAAAUUUAGCUUUGAAGGCACACGCUUUAGACGUUCUUUGCCUAUGGCUACCUAAAAACCCUGUAAUACAAGCACGGGUAAUGAAGCUCAAAGGUUUGGAACCAUUUUACUACCAAGUAUCAAAAUUGGAAAUUUCAGUUGUACAAACUUUACUCGACUUAUUCAAUAAAAUACUAAAAGAACAUAUAAGUGCUCGUAAUGAAAAAAUACAAAGGACUAAAGCGGAUUUGGAUAAGUUAAGGUUAUACCAAAGAAUUGGUUUGCUUGAACGAAUGUCUACACCGACGGUAUGUAACGGCUUGUUGAAUAUUUUUGAAGUUGCUUGGAACUUCAAUAAUAAUGAGGUUUUAAUAACCGUUUUUGAGAUUAUAACAGACAUUAAACAAUUCUGUAAUAAAAUAUAUGGUGGUAAUAUCAAGGCGGUAGAACUUUUCAAUGCAUUAUUAAAGUAUGUGCGUAAUGAACAAAAUAUUGAUUAUCUUUGGGAGCAAAAUGUAAAUGUUACUAAUUUGGAAACUGUAAUAGAAGAAUACGUUAAUAACACGAAAAUUUCGUCUAAAAGGGAUGAACUAUAAAGCCUUAUAUUAAUUUGUUGUUUAGCUAUAAAAAUACAUUUUAAGUUUAUA